Fusarium subglutinans is the source of this 1272-nucleotide messenger RNA. RefSeq lists its product as uncharacterized. The record is from RefSeq and is a predicted model, not a curated record. The transcript has a single exon. Bases 1 to 1272 code for a protein of 423 amino acids. NCBI's taxonomy places the organism in Eukaryota, Fungi, Ascomycota, Sordariomycetes, Hypocreales, Nectriaceae.
AUGGCACCUAAGCCCCCUCACCGAAAGCGCCGCAAUAACUCCAAGACUUCUUCUCAAGAGUCCCCGCGCACUCCGCCUUCAGAAUCUACUACUGUGGGCUCUUCACUUCCUCAAACUCCUUGGUCUUCCGACUAUGAGGAACAGGAUACGACAAGCCGGUCCGGUACUCGAUCCUCACAAUUACCCUCUUUCGACACCCCAAGCUCUUCCAAUACCACUUGGCCCUCCUCUGGGUCUCCGAACUCAUCGAUGGCGGAAAUUGAAACGUUUGAGAUGAAUUCUCGAGGUUCUUCUCCCUCUCCUCUGGAGAAUGCAAAUGUAUCUUCAUCUAGGGUUGCUUCUCAGCUACUAGCCAAUGGCGCGGAGUCAGACGAUACGUCAGACGAUCAUGGGUACGUGCGGGAAACCAUUCUUCUCAAUCAUCUCAAAGUCAUUUGGAGCUGGAUUCGGUUCCAUGGUAGCUAUUGGAAGGCCAUUACAUCUGUCCUGUUAACCAUAAGCGUUGUUGCAAUCUAUAUCGGCAUUCGGUACUUCGACGAGUGUAAUGAAUGGUUAAUUGAAAACGAUCUACCUGUCAUGCCAUCCUUGGAAGAGCUCAACACAAUGAUCGGAUAUACUUUUUUUAUAUACUUCUCCGGAGUCUUUGUCAUCUUUAUCCUUGGCCUUGCUGCCUGGUGCAGUAUUGAUUGGAAGAGGAUGGUGUCGACUGAAACUCGCCGGUUUGUAUACUUUUGCCUUGCAAAUCUGAGAGACUGCUGGUCUUGGCUUCUCAGAGGCAUUUUAUCACUGUUCCAUACUUUGGUAAUUAGCCCCUUGACCGCAUUGUUUUGGCAGGUUAUUUCAAUCCCUGGGGCAGUGAUAUCCUGGUUCUGGAGCCUUGUCAUGUGGAGCAUUAUCAAGGGAGACAAGAUCUGCCGUCGCCGCUUCCUCGUCAUCAUUGUCGUAUUAGCUAUCUUCAUUCAUUGGCUCUGGGAAAGGGCUUACCCUCUCAACGCAGUCGAGCAGCUGGCUGCCUUCGCUGAGAGAUAUCGAGGUGAUGAUAUUCUGGCCUUUUGUAUCUUUCGGACAAGCUACUAUGUUGCUUACUACUACUUUGCCUGCGCUCACUAUUUCUUCCCUGAGAAGUAUGAGUACAACAUCUGGCAUGACCAAGUGGUAAUCUUUAUCACUGGCUUGGUUGUAGUUAUUGCCCUUAGUGCCAUUGUGAUUGGAAAGAUGUUUGAUUGGGUCAUGCGGAAUGCAGACGAUGGAAAGAAGAUGCAAGACACUUGA